GCAAUUUUUACAAAGUUAAAAACCGCUUGGGUAUCGAAGCGUCCUCUGGCGUUGUGUUGUUUACUACCCCGUGUUCGCCGGUUUGGCUUUGAGUUUCCGUUUUCCAACUGAGUUAUUAUUCAAAAUAAUCCGAGAUACCAUUUAAAAUGUCAAGUGAAGUGGCUGAGGUUGUGUCCGAAAACAAUCAGCAUGAUGGUGCUGAUGCCAAAGGAAAGAAGGGUUUGGUGAAGAAACUGUCUGCUUUGGAACGGACCACCCAAGAAGGUGAAGCACUGCUCAAAGAAAUGGGAUACAAAGAAGAUGGAGAAGAUCAAGGUAGACGGAGAACAAGGUCGGGUGCAAAAGUAGUCCCUGCAGCAUCCCCACCCCCAGCCAAGAAAGAGAAAAAAUCCCCCAAAAAGACACCUAAAACUUCUUCAGCUGGUACCGGUCGCAGAGGGAGGCCCCCAAAGAAAAGUGUCAAUGACAGCUCAACAGAAAAUGAAGAAUCUGAAAUGAAGGAAGAGGAAAGAACAGAGGUAAGCAUAGAAGAAGCCAAAGAUGACACAAAACCAAUUGAGGAGUCAGCCAACAAAGAUGAAGAGAAACAAGAAACAGAGAAACAAGCAACAGAGAAACAAGAAACAGAAGAAAACAACAAGAAAGAAAACAACGAUGCCGCUACCACUAGUGAGCCGGUGAAAGAAAAAGAAGACAGCUCAGAACCGAAAAAAGAAAGUAAAGCCUCAGAAUAAAAACAAACAAAAA
Molecule: messenger RNA, 747 nt
Organism: Daphnia carinata
Lineage: Eukaryota; Metazoa; Arthropoda; Branchiopoda; Diplostraca; Daphniidae
Product: serrate RNA effector molecule homolog
Exons: 4
Coding region: 147-734 (195 amino acids)
Source: RefSeq, a predicted model, not a curated record